Astyanax mexicanus (Mexican tetra) is the source of this 2251-nucleotide messenger RNA. Its product is annotated as polymeric immunoglobulin receptor. The transcript is spliced from 10 exons. Gene Ontology annotation, biological process: immune response; negative regulation of T cell proliferation; cell surface receptor signaling pathway. The record is from RefSeq and is a predicted model, not a curated record. NCBI's taxonomy places the organism in Eukaryota, Metazoa, Chordata, Actinopteri, Characiformes, Acestrorhamphidae. Bases 204 to 1613 code for a protein of 469 amino acids. Gene Ontology annotation, cellular component: external side of plasma membrane.
UACCACUGUAUGAAGGCUUUGUGGUAAAUGUUUCAAUACUACCCUUUCUGUGAAGCAACGCACUUCCCUAACUGCUGGCGUGAUGAUCUGUUCCUGUUGAGGUUUCCUGAGAACCAGUAUAAAAGAGAGACACAGACAGUGCAUGUGUGUGCGUUUGAGGGACGGUAGUGUGUGUUUGUGUGUGUGUUUUUGUGGUAGUGAUAAUGGAGUGUGUGUAUCUUUUGCUGGUUGUGUUUCACUUCACUGCAGGCUGCACUCUCUCAGGCCAGAGAUACAGGGAGUUCACAGGACUUUCUGGUGGUUCAGUUCUGCUGCCCUGCUCCUGCUCUGACCUGCAGUCGACCCCUCAGAGAAUCAGCUGGAAGGCAAAGACAAGAACAGCAGAUUUUACUGAAGUGAUCACUGAUGAUCAGUACAGAGACAGAGUUCAUCUGUUUAAUAAAGAUUCUCCUGCUAAUCUCUCUCUGCUCAUAUCUGAUCUGAGAGAAGAAGAUGGUGGAGACUACAUUUGUCAGACUGAGAAGGAAACCAGAAACUUCAGGCUAUUUGUUGAAGGCUGCACUCUCUCAGGCCAGAGAUACAGGGAGUUCACAGGACUUUCUGGUGGUUCAGUUCUGCUGCCCUGCUCCUGCUCUGACCUGCAGUCGACCCCUCAGAGAAUCAGCUGGAAGGCAAAGACAAGAACAGCAGAUUUUACUGAAGUGAUCACUGAUGAUCAGUACAGAGACAGAGUUCAUCUGUUUAAUAAAGAUUCUCCUGCUAAUCUCUCUCUGCUCAUAUCUGAUCUGAGAGAAGAAGAUGGUGGAGACUACAUUUGUCAGACUGAGAAGGAAACCAGAAACUUCAGGCUAUUUGUUGAAGGUUGUGAUCUGGUGAAGAGUGGGGAGGAUUUGGAGGAAGUGACGGGUUUCUCUGGAGAAUCUGUAUUGCUGCCCUGCUCCUGCAGCAACCUUCACUCUAAACCCAGCACUGUUACAUGGAAGUUUGCGUCAAGGGAAUCUUCUGCUGAUGAAGAAAUCUACCCUAAUCAGAAUAACCAGCACAGAAACAGAGUUAGACUGACCAAUCAGAACUCAGGAAACCUUACUUUACUCAUAUCAGACCUGACUGCAGAGGAUCAUGGACACUACAGGUGUUCAGUACAGCAUGAUCAUAAAUAUAUCAGACUUAAUAUUAAAGUACGAGAAACUACAGUCGCUCCACCAAGGCCACACUACACAACCACACCAGUUCAAACAACAGUGCGAGAAACUACAGUCUCUCCACCAUGGCCACACCACACAACCACACCAGUUCAAACAACAGCAGACCCAAAAACAGGAGGUCAGGAUCCUUCUAAACAAGUCCAACAUUUAGUUAUUGGUGUCCUGAUGGUUGUGUUGCUUCUGUUAUUUGGAGUAGUGGUGUUCAUCUGUUGGAGAUGCAGAGGAAGCAGAGACGUCAGACAGAGUGUGAGCACUGGUGGACAUCUGGGCCUUGACAAAAAGCAGGAGAUUCAAGUUCAUUCUGUUGAAGUGACAUACUCUACUAUAGCCCACCUUAACAUAACCACACCAGCACAUGUUCAAAUUAACACCGAGGAGAAAACUGAAUAUGCCUGCAUCAUAAAGUAAAUCCUUUAUUUAAAGUUUUUAUUUGAAGAAACAUUUUUGGUUGCCAUGUGAGUCCUGCACAUUUGUUUAUGUUUAUGUUUACAUUUAAUAACAUGUUUCUUGUGUUUCUUUUUGUUUAGACUAAUAUUUUUCUAUUUAAAUAUGCACUUAAAUUUUAUUCAGGCAAUCUAAUAGAACAUCACAGUAAAAUUACCUAAUUUCUCUAUAUUUUUCAUUCUAUCCAAAAAAAAAAAAAACUUUAUGCAUAACUUUAAGAUUCAAUGAUCCAGACAUUUUGUUGCUGACUGAAUCAAAGUUAAAACAGUUUAUUAGGAAUUAGCCCUUACAGCAUAAGUGCCUUCCUGUGCUGUCACUGAAAACUACUAUAACUUAUCUCUCUAAAUGCUCAAAAAUCACCAUAGACCCUAUUUAAUAAGAUUUCAACAGAUUUCUAAUCUUUCCACAAAGAUUCUGGUAUUUUUCUUAGGACAAUGGGAACCAUCAUUAUAAACUGUGAUUAUAGCUGUGAACAAUUCUGUGGUUGAGAAAAUCUGCUUUUAGCUACAGUGCACCAGUAAAAAACUAAUGCUCUAACCCCAUUCUUUUUAUUCAUGUGUCAUACUCUAUCAAAAAAAUAAAUAAAUAAAAGAAGAACCUAA